UUCUUAGUGAUCACGAGUACGGCGAUUUUCACUAUAAAAGCUAGUAUAGUCAACAACACAUCAUCAGUCAAUUGUGGUACACUCCAAGUGUUAGCAAAGCAUUUCAUCUAAGUCAACUUUUAAGUUAACAAACCCCAACCGUCAAAAUGUACAAGCUGUUCGUUUUCACCUGCUUGAUCGCCGCCGCCGUCGCUGCCCCAGCUCCAGGAGUUGUUGUUGCUGCUCCAGUGGCCGUUGCCCACACCCCAAUUGUCCACCAUGCUCCAGUAGCCGUUAGCCACUCCUCGUCCCACGUUGUGCACCACGCCCCAGUCGUCAAGCACGCCGUCGUCGCCCACCAUGCCCCAGUCGUCGCUGUCCACCACACCCCAAUCGUUAAGGCCGUCCCAAUCGUCCACCACACUCCAGUUGUGACCAAGACCGUGGUCGCUACCCCAAUCGUUCACUCCGUCCCAGUCGUCAAGAGCGUCGUCCACCACCCAGCUGUCCUGGUCCACCACUAAGUACUAGAUGCAGGAAACUCCCAAUCCCUUGCAAAAAACAAACAAACAAAGACUAGCAACGAAUACUCUCCAAACUUACAUUCUGAGAAGUUUACAAGUAGUUUUGUAUAUAGAUGAAACCAGUAAUGUAGCAGCAACGAAUACUUUUAAAAACUAACUAAACGAACACUUUGAGUCUUAUGAAACAAUGCGAUAACGUAAACAGUAAAUGCAAUAGCUGAAAAUA
Messenger RNA from Toxorhynchites rutilus septentrionalis, 729 nucleotides. RefSeq names its product larval/pupal cuticle protein H1C-like. Lineage: Eukaryota; Metazoa; Arthropoda; Insecta; Diptera; Culicidae. The coding region runs from base 147 to 503 and encodes 118 amino acids. The transcript has 3 exons. The record is from RefSeq and is a predicted model, not a curated record.